Musa acuminata AAA Group (dessert banana) is the source of this 1610-nucleotide messenger RNA. RefSeq names its product secretory carrier-associated membrane protein 1-like. The transcript has 14 exons. The coding region runs from base 380 to 1384 and encodes 334 amino acids. The record is from RefSeq and is a predicted model, not a curated record. Gene Ontology annotation, cellular component: trans-Golgi network membrane; recycling endosome membrane. NCBI's taxonomy places the organism in Eukaryota, Viridiplantae, Streptophyta, Magnoliopsida, Zingiberales, Musaceae. Gene Ontology annotation, biological process: protein transport.
GUACAACAGGUCUCUUGCAAGCAGGCAUAACAUAUCUGGAGCGGAGACGAUGAAUGAUGAUGUACAGCGCCGCCUAAUUGCUGGAAUUACCCGAACGGCAGGGCAAAGAAGGCCUCCGGUGCGCAGUGCAGUCUUCAAGGCAACGUGCCGCAUUUUGUACCAUUGCGCUUGAUAUCACCGUUUCCGUACCCAUCAAUGAAUGGCUGAGAUUUGAUUCGAGAAGAACGAGGAAAUGGAACCCGUGCGAAUUAGAAGUAGAAAUAUCGCCACAGUUCCGACCUGAACCGAAGAAGGAUUACACCCAACAAAAGUUGCCCUUGUUCCGCCCCAGUCACCGUUCGACUCCCCCCCUCCCCCCCCUCUCUACUGUUAGGAUCUGAUGGCGGGGCGUUAUGACAGCGAUCCCUUCCAGGAAGAAGACGUUAAUCCCUUCGCGGAAACUGGAAGACGUGGAAAAGUAGCUGGAUCAAAUUAUGGAGGAGGUCCACUAAGUUCAGCAGAUUUGAAGAAAAAGGAAAGAGAAUUACAAGCCAAGGAGGCUGAAUUAGAUAAGAGGGAAAAGGAACUGAAACGUAAAGAAGAGGCUGCAGCACAAGCUGGCGUUGUUAUGGAUGAGAAAAAUUGGCCACCUUUUUUUCCUAUUAUUCAUCAUGAUAUUGCAAGUGAGAUACCCAUCCACUUGCAAAGAUUGCAGUAUCUUGCAUUUGCUUCAUUGUUAGGCUUGACAGCAUGCCUCUUUUGGAAUGUCAUAGCAGUUACAACAGCAUGGAUUAAAGGGGAAGGUGUCAAGAUCUGGUUCCUUGCAAUCAUCUACUUCAUCUCUGGUGUCCCAGGUGCAUAUUUUUUGUGGUAUCGGCCUCUUUAUCGUGCCAUGAGGACUGAGAGUGCUUUGAAUUUUGGAUGGUUUUUCCUGUUUUACUUGCUUCACAUUGUUUUUGUCAUAUAUUCUGCUGUCGCUCCUCCAAUUAUUUUCAAGGGAAAAUCUUUAACAGGUAUUCUGCCAGCAGUGGAUCUUAUCAGCAGUAAGGUUUUGGUUGGGAUUGUGGGAAGAUGGAAGAAAAUACUGUGGUUAUUGAGAUGGGUAACAGCAGUUGUGCGGCACGAAAGGAAGGAUGAAGAAAAGGAUCACAAUGGUCAAGAUUUUCUAUUUCGUUGGGUUUGGCUUGUUCUGCCUCGAGUCACUGCUCAGCGUUUGGGUCAUGCAGAAAGUAUAUAUGUACUUCCGAGGGAGCGGAAAGGCUGCAGAAAUGAAGCGGGAGGCAGCACGUGGUGCUAUGAGGGCGGCAAUAUGAUUAUUGUAUUUAGAAUCACUUGCUUUCAAUGGCCACUGUCUGAUUGGAAGGCAAGAAAUGCUCUUGAUCAAGCUGAUGCUUUGCAUGCUUGAUUUCUUGGUCAUUCAUGUCUUCAGAUUAUUGUCAGGCAUCUACCUUGCAUGAGCACUAAUUUGAGUACACUGUCCUUUUUCCAAAAAUUUACUGGGGAAGUUUGUAUCUGCUAUGGCUUCUUUGAAGCCUCUUCUUGAUUGUGUUAACCAUCUGAUUUCUUCCUACCACAGUAGUGACUGUUCCUGUUACGGUGGUCGAUGUGCUAUCGAAAAUAGUUUGUAGAUA